CGCGAAGGUGACAAAGGCAAAAGAUCGCCAAUAUGUCUUGCAGAAAAGCUGCCCAUGCUGGAAGUUGGUAUUCAGAUUCAAGUACAGAGCUAAGCAGACAAUUAGAUAAUUGGUUAAAUGCUGCGGAACUUAUACACGGUCCUGCAAGAGCAAUCAUUGCUCCGCAUGCUGGAUACCAGUACUGUGGAGCAUGUAGUGCUUAUGCGUAUCGACAGAUAAGUCCUGUUGUUGUGAAAAGAGUGUUCAUUCUCGGGCCAUCUCACAAUGUCAGACUUGCUGGGUGUGCCCUCUCUACUGCAGCAAAAUAUAUUACACCGUUUUAUGAUCUCACUAUUGACACACAAGUUUACUCUGAGCUUGAAGCUACGGGCCAAUUUGAAAGGAUGGAUAUGGACGUUGAUGAAGAAGAACAUAGCAUUGAAAUGCAUCUUCCUUAUAUAGCCAAAGUCAUGGCGGACUACAGGGAUAGCUUUACAAUAGUUCCUGUCCUCGUUGGUUCGCUGAGCUGGGAGAGAGAGGCCGCUUAUGGACGACUGUUUUCACGUUAUCUUGCCGAUCCACACAACCUCUUCGUUAUCUCGUCGGACUUCUGCCAUUGGGGGCAUCGUUUUAGAUAUACAUUCUAUGAUCCUGCUUACGGCGAGAUCCACCAGUCUAUAGCCAGGCUGGACAAAAUGGGAAUGGAUUUGGUCGAGACAUUGAAUCCAUCAGCAUUUACAGAUUAUUUAAAAAAAUUGGGUAACACGAUUUGCGGUAGACACCCAAUCGGUGUUCUUCUUCAGGUAAUUUUUAUUAUAGCUUUUCAAAAUAUUUCUGUGUUCCUUCUUCCUCCUUCGGCAUUAUGGCCCAUGAUGAACCUCAGCCUCAACAAUUUUCUUCCACUCAGACCGAUCCUCGGCCACUUCUAUCCAAUGUUUCAUACCCACUGAUCUCAAGUCUUAUUCUACAUUGUAGUCUAGACCUGUCUCUUCCUCUUUAUCUACCUGGACAUCCUUCCAUUAUCUGCUUUGGGAGUCCUUCGAUUCAUCCAAUAUAUGUGGCUUGGUCAUCUUAUUUUCCUCUUUUUAAUGCAAGAAAUUAUAUUAGGUUCC
This is a messenger RNA of Nezara viridula (southern green stink bug), 1091 nucleotides long. NCBI's taxonomy places the organism in Eukaryota, Metazoa, Arthropoda, Insecta, Hemiptera, Pentatomidae. The record is from the annotation of a GenBank genome assembly.